Rhincodon typus (whale shark) is the source of this 1985-nucleotide messenger RNA. RefSeq names its product glycoprotein IX (platelet) (gene gp9). NCBI's taxonomy places the organism in Eukaryota, Metazoa, Chordata, Chondrichthyes, Orectolobiformes, Rhincodontidae. The transcript has 5 exons. Bases 1148 to 1984 code for a protein of 278 amino acids. The record is from RefSeq and is a predicted model, not a curated record.
GAGAUAACAGUUCAGGACUGGGCCCAGACUGUUGGAGGGGUGGCCAACAUCAGACUCCUCACUCCCUACACAGAGAUAAUCCUGUUCCCGUCGCUGAUCACAAUUCGUGUAGGUUCCUGAAACACCCGACUAAUUCUGCCUGGUGUCUGAACUAGCGAGUGGAAGGCUGUGAGAGGAAAACCCAUGGAACAGGAAAGGGGCCAUGAGUCACUAACUUAAUUUUAAUUCUGCUGGGUUAUAGGAGUUUAAAUCUUUCCUUUUGUACUUUUUGCAGUAAAUUGAUGUGUUUCACCAUUGUGGUGUGGACUAAAACAUUCUUAAUAAUUUGGUAAGUACCUUUUUUUAAAAAAUGGAGCAGACUGACAAUCUCAAAAAUAUAAACACUCAAGUGAAAUUCCUGAAUCUAAAUUCUGGCCCAAGUUGUACUUGUGUCUCCUCCAGAGGAUGACUUUCGCUGGAAAUGGUCUGAAAGAAGAGAAAACCAUCAUGCAAUGGGGUUCUUGAACACAAACUUAAAAUAUCUCACUGGCAAAUCAACCAAAAAGUCUAAUGGCUAGGAUCUUCAAAACUAAAUAUGAUAAACUACACCCACAGUUAUUCCAACUGCAUGGGACAAUAUGUGGAUAAGGAUAAAUUUGAGACAGACAAAGUGGAUAAAGAAAACAGUCUGCCAUAUUUCUUGGAAUAGGUAUUGACACAUGAUUGCGGACAACUAAUUGAAUCUACUGCUUUGUACUGAUCUGGAAAUAUCACUGAGAAGCAGAUGUCGACCACUGGGGAGAUGCCAGUUCUCCUAUUUCUGAAGCAUGCAGAAAAAUAAUUCAACAACUUUGCAAAUUUAUAUAAGAUGUAAAGAUUCAGAAAAUGCUAACUGUUCUCUCAGUGACUCAGCAAACUUAUCAAGUAAGCAAGCUACCAAAUAGCUGGGAAGUCUCACAGCGAAUUCAGUUUGUAUUAAGUUCAUUGAUCUCUGUCGGAUUGGUAGAAGGAACAAUAAUUAGUUUUCCUUGAGGUAAGAAAAUAAGACAGUACACCAAGCAACAAAUUUUGCCGCAAAAGAUGUUUAUGGUUUGAGGGAUUCUAUGAUGAUAUCAAAUGCUGCAGGCUGGACACGAAGGAUAGCUUAUCUUUUUGACAGUCACACAGGAUGAUAUUUGUGUCUUUGAUAAAUGGUAAAUUACAAAACACAGGAACUAACUUUGAGUCUGUACUACAUAAGAUCAAAAGAAGGAUGCUGGUUUCCCCAGGAUUAGCCAUGCUAUUUCUCCUGAGGUCUUCCAAUGCUGAAUUAUGUCCAGAACCCUGCAAGUGCAAAUUUGUUUCUCAGGGUAUGAUAAUUAAUUGCAGCUCCAGAGGUCUACAGGAAUUGCCAUUUAUUCCAGAAAAUACAACAGAGCUUUAUUUACAUAAUAACAUUCUAACUACAGUUGCUCCAGGAGCCUUUGACAAAUUGCAGAAUCUGCAGGCUAUUAGCCUCCAUAACAACAUCUGGAACUGUGAUUGCCAUAUUGCAUACCUCAAACAGUGGCUGCAGAACCCACCAACAAUAGUUCAGCCUAAUGUCACCUGUUUCACACCUAUUGCUGUUAGAAAGAAGCCUGUGGCAGAACUAAGAGGACUGGAAUAUUCAAGGUGUCAUUCAUAUAAGCGACAUCAAUGCCGUGACUUAUACUUCAAAAGCAUCGCUCUUUGUCUUCUCCUUUUGCUUUUCCUCCUUCUGAUGUUGUUUUCACUCAUCAAUUUCAAAUCGAAAAGCUACGUAUUUACUCCAAAUAUUGGACUUAAAGAAUCUGAUCUCAUUCCUUCAGUGGAGCAAAGAACGGCAAAGAGACGUGUACAAAAUGAGAGGACUCAGGAUUCAAGUAUUGAAUCAUCGAAUGAUGAGUUAAUAGAGAAACCUUUUAUCUGUGACAGUAUGGAAAUUUUGCCACAGAUAUUAUGUACACUGCAUGCAAAGCAUAACAUUAAAAUUAAAUUGCAGUGAG